Neoarthrinium moseri is the source of this 615-nucleotide messenger RNA. RefSeq lists its product as uncharacterized. Gene Ontology annotation, cellular component: multivesicular body; ESCRT III complex. NCBI's taxonomy places the organism in Eukaryota, Fungi, Ascomycota, Sordariomycetes, Amphisphaeriales, Apiosporaceae. Gene Ontology annotation, biological process: endosome transport via multivesicular body sorting pathway; late endosome to vacuole transport; protein transport. The record is from RefSeq and is a predicted model, not a curated record. The transcript is spliced from 4 exons. The coding region runs from base 1 to 615 and encodes 204 amino acids.
AUGAAUAUCCUCGAAUGGGCCUUUGGCAAGCGCAUGACGCCCGCCGAGCGUCUGCGCAAGAACCAGCGCAUGCUCGACAAGGCCAUCCGCGAGCUCGACCAGGUCCGCGUCAAGCUCGAGAAGCAGGAGAAGACCCUCACCACCCAGAUCAAGCAGAGCGCCCAGAAGGGCCAGAUGGGCGCCGCCAAGAUCCAGGCCAAGGACCUCACACACCGGACAAACGAGCAGAUGAUGCAGGCCAUGAAGGGCGCCACCACUGCCCUCGGCAGCAUGAACCGCUCCAUGAACCUGCCCGCUCUGCAGCGCAUCGCCAUGGAGUUCGAGCGCGAGAACGACGUCAUGGAGCAGAGGCAGGAGAUGAUGGACGACGCCAUUGACGACGCCAUGGACGUCGGCGUAGAAGAGGAGGGUGACGAGAUCGUGGAGCAGGUCCUGGAAGGGUUAGGCGUCGAUCUCAACCAGGCCUUUGGCGAAACCCCAACUGGCCUGCAAGCCGAGAAAGCCCCCGAAGGCAGAGUCGCCCAAGCAAUCGGAGGUGGCGGCGGCGGCGGCGGUGUUGGCGGCGACCCUGGCGAUGAUGACCUACAGGCCCGGCUUGAUAGUCUGAGGAAAUAG